AUGGCGUCGCCAAUGCCUUCAGCACCCAUGGGUAACUGGGGAGGUAACGGCCAAGCCAGGCCUCCACCACCCAUCGGCUCAACAGAGAGCGAUGAGAUUGGUGUCCUGGUCAAGACGAUGGGCCUCAAGGUCACCUACGCGUUUGCCGACAGCGGCGAGAGUUUCCUCGCGCGGCACCCCGAGCUACUCACCGUUCGAACAGUACCCAUUGACGAGAAGCUCACCGUCGGUAUGGUCGACCUCAAGAUGUGCGUCCAGGCGGUUGUCAAGUGCAGCCCCGAACUUCUCAGCGACGUCACCCGCGACUUCGCCGUCUACGCCUACGACUACUCGGAGCCCGACGAGCCCUUGGUCGGCCAGGGCUUCCUUGGCUGGAUCGUCAACAACGCGGACGGAAAGCAGAUCAUUGGCCGCGCCACCAGGAAUCCCCUCUCAGUCUUUAGCAACGGCGUCAAGGAAAUUCUGGAGAUCAAGUUGAAGUUGAAGCCCGUGGCCGCCAUGGUGCAACCCCAGUACGAACCCGAACCCCGACCGGACCUUCAACACUCCUACCAGCGCUCCGAGAGCCACAUGAGCGUCGAGAUACAACCCGCGAGACCUGCAGAGGGAGCCCUUACGCCCUCAAGCCAUGCCGAGUGGAACUCGUUUAUGCAGUCGAACCCCCAGAUGGGUAGCCAGCACCACCCGCAAAGGGUUGCGUCGCCACACCAAACACCAAUGCACCCUGACUUCCACCAGCAGCAGCACUUCCAGCGCAGCAAUUCAUUUACAUAUAACGCGCCGCCGCCACAGCAGCAGCAGCAAAUUCAGCCUCAACCGCCUCAGCCUCAUCCGCCGAUGCAAAAUUCUGACGGACCUAAUAGGGUGGCCCCGACCCCUGUUGACACAGCAACCGAGACCCAGGUCAACCCACCAUCAAGGCCAUCAUCCAGGGCCUCAAAUCCAUCAUCGAGGAAGUCGAGAGCUACGGGACGACCGCGUGGUCGCCCUAGGAAGCAGCCGAGGGCUGAGAGUCAAGGCAACACUUCGGGUUAUGAGGAUGGAACCGAUGGUGAUGAAGGCCCGGCCAAGAAGAAGAGGGCCACCAUGACCCAAGUCACGAGCAAUAUCAACGCCCCAUUUGGCGGCGGUCCCGAGUCUCUGCGAGUCACGGCUAGCACGGCUGGCUCGUUGCGAACCUUGCGGCCGAUGGGCAUGCCCGUCGAGGCGCCCAUGGGCUCGCACAUGCAGGAUGUUCCUAGGGCACCGACACCAGUCCCAGAGAGAGGUCCCAUGAUGCCGCAGGCUGGCAAGCCAACUAACGGAAGCAAGCUGCGUCGGCAAUCGACCUUGAGUCAGGCCGCGACGCCUCCCAGCCAGCCACCGUUUUCCGAGCCGCCAUUUGCUCUAUCCCCAAGCCAGCAGGACGGCCGCUCCCCCGACUCAGAAGCCGUGUCUCCCAUGUAUUCUGAGGACAGCCCUGCAGCUAUCGGAUCAUCACCGCCAGUUCCUCGUAACACGAGUUUUGUUCGAUCCAGCCCGCCGGCGUCGAGCCCCAUCCUUCCUCCUAUGCCAAUGCCUCAGCCGGACUCAGGUUUCAUGAGCGGAGGCGUCGAUGACCUUUUCGAUGCCGAGGGGGUCAAGCAACAGCUUCCGAAGCCAGUCGCUAUGCCAUCAGCACGGAGGUCAAACUCUAAUGUCACCAAGGAACGGAGAUCUCGGUCAGGCAUCCCCAUCCAGGUCUUCCAGCUGGCAACGCAGCCUUCCAGCGAAGCGGAUGCAGCCACAAAGAACAACAGGCAGCAGAGUGCAACCCGACCGCCUACCUCAACACCGUUGUUGGAGCCUUCAUUACCUCCUCUCCCGCGUACCGUCAGUGAGUCGAGACUUGCACUGCCUCCGCCUUCGCAGCCUGCGGAAAAAGAGCCUUCGCCACAACAAGAGGAGCUGGUUGUGGCGGUUAAGCCUGACGUCGAAAUGGACAGUCAAAGCGCUCCCAAAGUCGAGGUUCAACAGCCUGAUGACAGUCUGGAGAUGGGACUGGAAAAGCUUGCCAAGGCAGUGCAGAACAUGGCGCCAGAGCCAGUUCUGCCAGAGCCUCAAAUGGCUCCGGACGCCGCCGCAACGUUUGCCCGGCCGUCUGCACCACCCUCGCUUUCACGAUCUACAUCCUCAGGCUUCUCGUUGGCUCUUCCAUCGGUUCCGGCUAGCGACCCUAUCGGUCCCAUCGCGUUGCCAGCUCCUGCUCCCCCAGAUGUCACAUCCUUCUCCGAAGCACCCUGCCCGCCAAGCGACGCCUUGCAGGCCCCAAGGUCACCGCCACAGCCUUCCAGGUCGAACAAGAACUACGUCAAAAAGCAGGCCAUCCGAGAGAAGCUCCUACAGGCGAUUGCGAGUGGACAGACUCCCAUGUACUGCAGCAACUGUGGUGCCAUCGAGACCCCCACAUGGCGGAAGAUCUGGACCCAAGAGCAUGAGGGCGUUCCCGAAUUUACUGAAUUCUCAGACAAACCUGGACGAAUUACCGCUAUCUUGGUCUUGGACCGUGAUGCCGAUGAGAAGCCGACCAAGUAUCAAAUCAUCAAGAAAGCCCUCUCGCCUAAAGAGGACAAGUCCGACUGGAAGGAGCACAUGCUCUGCAACCCAUGCGGUAUCUGGUUGUCCAAGUGGAAGUCGCAUCGACCACAGGAGAAGUGGGAGAAGGACAGCGCUCGUCUUGGUCAACAAAGACGUCCUAGAGGUACCGGUCGUGCUCCACGUCCACCCAGAGCGAAGAAGUCCGGUUCGGCGAAUCCACUCAAUCCGACAUCUGAAGCAUACUUUACAACGGAUCCCAUCGGCCCCGACGACCGAGGAGCUUCGCCUAUGGAUGAGAGCAGAUCGCGCGGUGUUUCUCAAGUCAGCAAUGCCAACGAUGCUUCUCAGCGAUCAAUGUCCCAGUUUUCGGCGUCCCAGCCGCCAGAGUACCACGGCUCGCGGCCGACUUCCCCUGGAAACGUUUCCAACCCUGGCUCUACCCACUCUAGAGGCAGUGGCACAGCGAAGAGCCCCAUCACCAUUGAUAAUGCCGAUGUCCAAGAUAUGGGCGCAACUCGGAGACUUCUGUUCCCUUCGCCACGAAAGGACGGCGUUUCAAAGGCGCUGGGUGAGCUUGCCGUCAAUAUCGUGCAAACAGCGCCCGACUCGACCAGGUCAACCGAAGUCGUACAGAACAAGGAAGUUGUCUUCAAGGAACCGGGCAAGAGCGCCGCGACCUCCAACGAGUCUGGCAUGAACAAAGAGAACCUCGCUGUUCCCGAAGACGAUCUCGAGGAUCUUUUCAGAAGUCCCAUCGUUCGCCCAUCAACACCACCUCCCAGGGAACGGGCUCCUAACAACGGCCCCUUCAAAACACCUACCCGGCCGACGCCGAAUCACCGACCCAUCACUAGAAGUGUCACUAGAAGCGUCUCGCGUUCCUUGAGGUCGAGCGAUCUGCUUCGGUCUCCCGCGGCUGUGCGCCGCACACCGACGCGAACACCCCGAUCGGCUAAGGGCCUACUCCGGAGAAGUCCUCGUUUGCAUCACGAUGAGUUUACUCAGAUGGAGCUUGCAUUGGAGGAAUACCUUCAGACGCAGCCUCUCGAUCAUCAAUACGACUCUGACAUGUUGGAGGCAAUGAACCGAGCUUUGGCCGAGUCCAUGAAUGCCCCUGGUUCGAACUUUGACAUUACCAACAUGGUCCUCGAAUCGAGUUGCCAGCUUGAGUUUGGCGACCUGCUGGGCUCACCAUCCCGGCCGACCCCACGACCGGCUAGGCAGCGAGUGACCGAUUUUGAGGACUGGGACACUUGGGAAAGCGACACGCGUGCGCGUCAGACAGCGGAAGACGCUAGGAGCCAGUAG
Colletotrichum spaethianum is the source of this 3864-nucleotide messenger RNA. RefSeq lists its product as uncharacterized. NCBI's taxonomy places the organism in Eukaryota, Fungi, Ascomycota, Sordariomycetes, Glomerellales, Glomerellaceae. Gene Ontology annotation, biological process: regulation of transcription by RNA polymerase II; rDNA heterochromatin formation; silent mating-type cassette heterochromatin formation. The transcript is spliced from 2 exons. The record is from RefSeq and is a predicted model, not a curated record. The coding region runs from base 1 to 3864 and encodes 1287 amino acids. Gene Ontology annotation, molecular function: zinc ion binding.